Hemibagrus wyckioides is the source of this 2830-nucleotide messenger RNA. RefSeq names its product E3 ubiquitin-protein ligase MARCHF3-like. The coding region runs from base 392 to 1210 and encodes 272 amino acids. Gene Ontology annotation, biological process: protein ubiquitination. Gene Ontology annotation, molecular function: zinc ion binding; ubiquitin-protein transferase activity. The transcript has 6 exons. Lineage: Eukaryota; Metazoa; Chordata; Actinopteri; Siluriformes; Bagridae. The record is from RefSeq and is a predicted model, not a curated record.
CUGAGCGCGAGCCGGAGCGGAGUCCCGAGCGACUUGCACGUUGGACGCACUGAAGUCCGCUUAAUCUGACCGUUUCAGGACAAAAACAACACUGUCAUCACGUGGGACUUAAACGUGCAUUGGACAGUUAUUGCGGAAGCUGCUCCUGUCAGCUGCUGGGCAUUUCCUCAUUUCCUCACCGACCACCAAGGAGCUCGUGCCCUAAAUGCCCAGCCUCAGUCACUAGCCUCAAACCCAUAGUUGGUAAACCACAGGUGAAACUGACAGACUAAUGAAAAAAAGAAAAGAAAAAACCCCUCAUGUUAAGGCAUGCCUACUAUGCGUGAGCUCUCCUGCAUCAUGCCAGAUGGGAAAUGCGCUAUAGGCACACCGGCAUCAUCUGUCUGCUGCCAUGACGACGGGCUGCUGCAGCCACUUUCCUGAGGUGUUAAUGGACCAUUCAGAUACUAUGCCUCUCAGAAGCUCUACCGGACACGAGUCUGCGCCAAUGGAGAGCUCAGACUGCUGUGAACCCGCCCUUCCAGGAAAAGCUAUGGACUCUGACACUAAUUCAGCGCAUGAGGAGGCACAGUAUUGGAGGCAGAUGGCAGUAAAGGAUGGACAACUUAUGAACAGUGCAGUGGUAGCCAAACAGAGUGUUCUAGUGGAGAGACCCAUGUGUAGGAUCUGCCAUGAUGGAGGGGGACAGGAGGAGUUGUUGUCCCCGUGUGAGUGUGCAGGGACGUUGGGAACUAUCCAUCGCAGCUGCUUGGAGCACUGGCUCUCCGCCUCCAGCACCAGCUUCUGCGAGCUCUGCCAUUUCCAGUUCAGCGUACAGCGCAAGGCACGACCUCUCCUCGAGUGGCUCCGUAACCCUGGGCUGCGUCAGGAGAAGCGCACGCUGUUCGGGGACAUGGUGUGUUUCCUGCUGAUCACACCAUUAGCCACCAUCUCGGGCUGGCUGUGUCUUCGGGGAGCUGUGGACCACCUUCACUUCUCCAGCAGACUGGAGGCUGUGGGUCUGAUCGCUCUCACUGUAGCUCUCUUCACUAUUUACCUCUUCUGGACCCUGGUGUCUCUCAGGUACCACUGCCGUCUGUAUAACGAAUGGCGUCAGACUAAUCAAAGGGUGGUUCUUCUGCUUCCCAAGUCCCACAGUGAUUCAGUGGGGAAUCCGUCAGUGACUGGCCUGCUGAGCGUAAAACGACCGUCCAAAGAAUCUAUAGUCUGACUGGUUUUUUUCUGUCUAUAUAAACUCUGAGGAUUGUCCCGAGAAGAAGGGCCAUGGACUGUGAGAAGAAACAGUGAUGCUGACAACACUGAUUCUCUUGCUGGAUUCUGAAAAGGCUACUGAGGAACUAUGGACGUGUUUCAGAGCUUUUGAAGGAAACCAGCUGCCUGUGGAUUUCGUGUUGGAAAGUUGCUAACAAUUAGUUGUGGAUGGACGUUAAAGACUAUUUAAUACAUUUCUUCUUGUUGAUUAUGUAACAGUAUGGAGAUCAUGCCUUUUUAUUUUGUUUUGUUUUUUUGACUUUAUACCGAUCAGGCAUAACAUUACGUGAAGUGAACAAGUCUGGGUAUCUCCUCAUCAUGGCACCUGUUAGUGGGUGGGAUAUAUUAGGCAGCAAGUCAACAUUUUGUCCUCAAAGUUGAUGUUAGAAGCAGGAAAAAUGGACAAGUGUAAGGAUUUGAGUGAGUUUCACGAAGGGCCAAAUUGUGAUGGCUAGACCACUGGAUCAGAGCAUCUCCAAAACUGCAGCUCUUGUGGGGUGUUCCCGGUCUGCAGUGGUCAGUAUCUAUCAAAAGUACCCUUUAAGUCCUGUAUGUUGCGGGGUGGGGCCUCUAUCUAGGAUGUGCUGCUAACAUCUUGGUGCCAGAUACCACAGCACACCUUCAGGGAUCUAGUGUCUAGAGUCCAUGCCUCGACAGGUCAGGGCUGUUUUGGCAGCAAAAAAAAGGGACUGACACAAAAUUAGGCACAUGGUCAUAAAGUUAUGUCUGAUCAUUGUAUAUAUAUAUAUAUAUAUAUAUAUCCUGUCUGAUGAAUCUGUUAAGAAAAUUUAUGUGAGCCCACUUUCUGUUAUUUUUUUAGACCUUUAUUUGUUUCUCUCUCAAAAGACGUUUUUGAAAUUUGUAAAUGUCAUAUUUUUAGGUAAGGUUAACCUAGUAAUGGAAUCUGCAAUAUAAAUGCUUUUUCUGCUUUUUCCGUUGUAAAAUCACGGGUUAUUAUUUGUGUUAAAGUACCUCAAGCUCAGUAAAAGAGAAAUAUUCUGUCAGGCAACACUUUUAAUUAACCUUAAAGAAUGUUUUAAAAGAAAAAUAUUUGUCACUUAAUAACAUCAUAGUUUAGAUUCAAGAAAUAAAAAUCCUUAAUUAACUUUAAUUAAACGUGACAAAAAACUAUUUUUUCCCCAGAUGUGUAUGGAUGGGUCACAUAAUGAUUAGCAACAUUAACAGCUCAUGGACCAUGCUAGUGCAUAAAAGACCACAUGUCUGUACAUAAAAUGCUAAAAUUAUAUCUAGAUGCAGUUUUUCUUCUCACAGUCACUAACAGAGAAAGGAAACUGAGGAAGAACUGAGUAAUAAAAAUCACUUCAGUUUCUUUGAGAGAGUGAAUUCGGAGGCUAAGCAUGUUGCUAAUUCGGAGGCUAACUGACAUCACUGACUGUUAUAAGACUGUCUGAGUCAAACUGGCCUAAAAAAUAGCAGAUGAAUCAUUUUUUUUCUGACAUUAGAUGACCAACACAGUACUUUCCUGAGCAGUUUACCACAGAAGAUUAAAAGCUAACACUUUUGGAUGCUGUUUGUAACAAUCUAUCAAUAAAUAAGGGUCAUGUGCCUUUUCUGUGCU